AUGAAGAUGUCAAAACUCUCCAAUCAGACCAACUCGCAGGACCCGCAGGCGGUAAACUCGAGAGUUUUCGUCGGCAACCUCAACACAUUUCAGUGCUCCAAGACUGAUGUGGAGCGGAUGUUUCAACGCUACGGCCGGUUGGCAGGAAUUUCCAUGCAUAAAGGAUACGCAUUUGUGCAGUUUACAAAUCCUUUUGAUGCUCGGAACGCAUGUCACGGUGAGGAUGGUCGAACGGUGCUCAGCCAAACGUUAGAUGUGAACAUGGUGGCAGAACCCAAACCACACCAAACUGGCCGGAAGCGACAGAACAAAUCUAAAACCGGAAAUGAUUGGGAUUAUUACUACGACAGUUACUACGCAUCGACACUCUUCGGCCCGCUUCAGCAGCAACCGAACUCGCAACCCCGACCCCUCAAACGGCAACGGUUGAUGGCUCCCGGGCGCAUGGGAAUGACACCCAAGUUGAACGGUGCCGGGCCCAUCCUCGGACACGGACAUCCCCAGCAACAGCAACAACAGCAGCAGCAACAGCAACAACAACAGCAGCAGCAGCAACAGCAGCAACACAUGCAGCUGGCGGCACACACCCAGCAGCAACUGCAACAACACCUGCAGCAGGCGGCCACGAGUCCGGUGGCGAACGCUUGCCAGCAGCUCGGCAGCUUCUACAACCAACAGACCAACCAGAUCGGCUCCAGCAAUGGCGUCCAGAUGGGUCCGCUGGCGAACGGGGGGUGCAUCGGCUCGAACGGGUACAUCAACAACAACAACUGCAUGAUGAACGGGGUCGAGCUGGGCGGAAAUGUGGUGGCGGUGGUCGGCGGCCCUGCGGGAGGUUGCAACAUGUCGAGCUACACCAACGGCCAGCACGUGGUGGGGCCAUUCAAAACGUACAGUAAUCCCGAUACACUGAUCUGCGGCAACUGCCGGGAGCUGUUCACCGACCUGACCGAGCUGCUGGAUCACAAGCGUAGCUACUGCAAGCUUCGCUUCACCUGCAAGUGUCUCAGUACCUCCCCGGUGCAGAAAGUUUAUCCCGCACCCCACGCCAAGCUGCUGUGCGUCGCGUGCAAGGACUCGUUCUCCAAUCCGUGGGACUUGAUGGUGCACGUCCAGGCCGCGCACAUGGUGAACAUCUACGAGCUCGGCUCGGACGGGGCGUCGGGCGAUGACAGCAAGACGUCUUCGUCCUCCUCGUCCUCCUCCUCCUCAUCAUCGUCCUCGUCCUCCUCGUCUUCGGCAGCGUCGGGUUGCGAUCGUACCCCCAACAGUACGCCCACCAUGCCCGCCUCACCCUCGUCGGCCCAGGAGCUGGUCAAAGUCAACGGUAAUGGGUUGGCGGGUGGCAAUGGCGUUCUGCCGAUGGCCACGAACGGAGUGCACGAGCUGGACGACGAAAAGCACGAUCAUGUCGAGGAAACGCAAUCGCAGGCGACCCUCGGUUCCCCGGAAGGUCUCCAGACGGCGUCUUCGAAUGAGGACAUUUCUUCGAUGACCGAUGCGACCAUCGGCUGCAAUGGGAAGGUGGAAUCGUCGGUGCUGCACGCGAAUGGAUUCGUUAAUGGUGGCAUGAACGCACCCGGGCUGAAGGAGACAAACCCGCCAAGGGCAUGCAUCAUGACGGCACUCAGUAUAGACACAAAAUCCAACUCAGAUGCACUGAAAAUGGUAACGUCUUCGAUGGGCAUAACGCUUACUAAUGGCGCUACCGUUACAGCCGUUACGCAGUGA
Molecule: messenger RNA, 1731 nt
Organism: Anopheles coustani
Lineage: Eukaryota; Metazoa; Arthropoda; Insecta; Diptera; Culicidae
Exons: 9
Coding region: 1-1731 (576 amino acids)
Cellular component (GO): nucleus
Molecular function (GO): RNA binding
Source: RefSeq, a predicted model, not a curated record